This is a messenger RNA of Lynx canadensis (Canada lynx), 998 nucleotides long. It is a transcript of the gene S100A5, whose product is annotated as S100 calcium binding protein A5. Bases 531 to 872 code for a protein of 113 amino acids. The record is from RefSeq and is a predicted model, not a curated record. Gene Ontology annotation, cellular component: cytoplasm; nucleus. Lineage: Eukaryota; Metazoa; Chordata; Mammalia; Carnivora; Felidae. Gene Ontology annotation, molecular function: calcium ion binding. The transcript is spliced from 3 exons.
AGAGAGAGAGGGAGAACAGAGGGGGGAACGAUGUCCCUCCUGCGAUUCAGGCAGCUCCCCUUGACUCUUGCCCCAUUCAUUCCUGCACCCUGAACCUGCAGCCUCAAUCCGCAGCCUCUACCCAUCACUGGGCCCUAACUCUUCCUGGGUCCCUUCCCUGUCCCUGAUUCUAAGUCUCUGACAAUUCUUUCCCACGAACACGAGUGAGGUUUAGAAGAAAUCAUUCAUUUAAAAGCCCUUUAAAAACCUUAGGCUCCAUACUUGCUAAUGACCUUGACCACGCCCUUGGCAGGAAACAUCUUCCCUUCUGACCCAUCUCAAGGUGUAUCUGCUCUGCUCCUGGUGUGGGUGGGAGGGCCCCAAUGUGGAGAGUGACUAGGGCAUGAGGAGAUACGCUGUUUUUGGCCCAUGCUUCCUGGCUCUUUUUUCCAGGGAUUUUGGUUUCUCUUCCAUCCUGUUGUCCCAUCAGAUUGUGAGUGGUGAUCUGUGGUUGGGAAAACAAAGUUUCUGGGACUGACGAUGUGUGUGCCAUGAUGAACCCUACAUGCUCCCUUCACCUCUGUUUGGAAACCAGGAAGAGCCACACACUGAUGGAGACACCUCUUGAGAAGGCCCUGACCACUAUGGUCACCACUUUCCACAAAUAUUCGGGGAGAGAAGGCAGCAAACUGACCCUGAGCAGGAAGGAACUCAAGGAGCUGAUCAAGAAGGAGCUGUGUCUUGGAGAGAAGAUGAAGGAGAGCAGCAUUGAUGACCUGAUGAAGAGCUUGGACAAGAACCGUGACCAGGAGAUCGACUUCAAGGAGUACUCAGUGUUCCUGACCACUCUGUGCAUGGCCUACAAUGACUUCUUCCUGGAGGACAGCAAGUGACCAGAGCUCAGCCCCUUGCCCGUGGCCUCUGUAGCUCCUCUCACAGACCCUCUGUGGACCCUUGCCCUCCUCUCCCUUCCGGACAGACCCUGCUUCGGCCUUCCCUUCUGGCAGGGGAAAUAAAAA